AUGGCAAAACAAAUGAGAGCCUGCACAGUCGCUCACAUGAAACGAUUUGUAGUUGCAGGAUACCAUGAUGAGGCCCAUACAAAGGCCACAGAAAUAGGCAAGCUUUGGAGAGCAACAGGUCUCUGCAGCAGGCAAGAGGCUACCAAAGAUAACAAACUCCUUGAAAAAUCCAGCCUGGAGCAUUUCAUCGCGAAGCUGCAGACCAAGCCUUGGGACGAACAGCAGGGCCUCCCUCCUGCCAGACCCACGCAGGAGCCCUCCGGCCGCGACUUCGACGAAGUGCUCCACUCGGCGCAGCGGCUGGUGAAGAAUCCCAGAGACCACACACUGCAGCCGGAGAUCAUCAACGAGCUGGCCAUCCGCGUCUGCGAGUGGCACGUGCUGCUGAGAGCCAAGGAUGCUGCGCUGGAGGAGCAGAGGAGCAGGUUGGCCGCACUGGGCGGGCAGCUCUCGGACCUGGAGGCCCAGCGCCGCGGGCUGCGUGGGCAGGCGGAGGAGCGCAGCCGGAGGAACGGCGCCCUGAAGGGAGCGUAUGAGGCGCUGCACGGGCGCUUCUGCCAGCGGGACGGGGAGCUCCGCCGGGCGUCCGAGAGGGGCGUGGAGCUGCUGAGGCAGCUCAUGCAGCAGAAGACGGCUGUGGCCGAGCGCGAGAACCGGCGGAUCGAAAGGGCAAGGCAAGCCAGGCUGGCCAAGGAGCUGAAGAAGGCGACCAGGACGGUGCUCAGCAUUCAGGCAGAACCGAAAGAAGGGAAGGUGGAUAAGCAGAAGCGGGCCAGCCAGAAUGUUCCUGACGAGAAUGGAGAGAAGCUGGUGAGGAGACCAUUUAGAUCCGCUUCCGCCACCUCCAUGACCCUCACCAGAUACGUGGAUGUCUUCAAGGGUUUGUUUGAUUCCAGGCUGAAACGUGGGAACUCCGUGAGCAGCAUUUCGACGGAUCGGUGCUACAGCAUUCCUUACUCUGUGGUGUCCUGCCUCCCGUCCAGCGUGAGCGACAUGCAGGAAGCCCAUGCCUCGGAGGUCAACGCCGUCAAGUUCAGCCCCAAUUCCAGCCUGCUGGCCACCGGAGGAGUAGACCGGCUGAUCAGGCUCUGGAAUGUGGCUGGAGGGCGCCUGGAGAAGACGCAGGUGCUGCAGGGGGCCAACGGCAGCAUCACCAGCAUCGAGUUCGACCCCUUGGGGGCGUACGUCUUGGCCGCCACACACAACAACGCCGCGCAGCUCUGGACGCUCGGGGACUGCCAGUGCAAGGAGGUCCUCACGGGGCACACGGACAAAGUGACGGCGGCCAGGUUCCGGUCCACCCAGUGGCAGGCGGUGACGGGCAGCCGCGACCGGACCGUCCGGGAGUGGGACCUGGGCCAGGGGGCGUGCUCCAGGACCAUCCAGGUUUUCUCCUACUGCAACGACCUCGUCUGCUGCGACUCCGUCCUGGUCAGCGGGCACCACGACAAGACGAUCCGCUUCUGGGACAGCAGGGCCCCGCUCUGCACGCAGGUGAUCCCGGUGGACGGCAAGGUCACCUCGCUGAGCCUCAGCCAGGACCAGAUGCACCUCCUGAGCUGCUCCCGGGACAACGCGCUCAAGGUCAUCGACCUGCGCAUGCAGAGCAUCCAGCAGGUGUUCCGGGCCGAGGGAUUCAAGUGCGGCUCUGACGGGACCAAGGCUGUGUUCAGCCCGGACAAGAGCUACGCCCUGGCGGGGUCCGCGGACGGCACCCUCUUCCUCUGGAACGUGAAGACGGACCAGCUCGAGGGCAGGCUGCCCGGCGUGCACCGGUCAUCGGUGAAUGCAGUGGCCUGGGUCCCCUCCGGCACGUACAUCGGGAGCGUGGACCGAUGCAAGACGGUGGUGCUGUGGAGGUAGUGCCGGCACCGGGAUCGUGCAGGGGACGGGGACCCCGGCCCCCCUGCCGCAGCUCCCACCGCGCCAG
Molecule: messenger RNA, 1930 nt
Organism: Varanus komodoensis (Komodo dragon)
Lineage: Eukaryota; Metazoa; Chordata; Lepidosauria; Squamata; Varanidae
Gene: ATG16L2
Product: autophagy related 16 like 2
Exons: 18
Coding region: 1-1863 (620 amino acids)
Biological process (GO): negative stranded viral RNA replication; autophagosome assembly
Cellular component (GO): autophagosome membrane
Molecular function (GO): protein binding
Source: RefSeq, a predicted model, not a curated record